CAGAAGCACCUGAGCAUGGAUCUACUCUCUCCUGCUGCCAAGGUGUGAGCGGCCAUGGUUGCCAUGGUUCUAACCUGGGCGUGUCCUUUCCACGCAGGUAGUUUCGACACACUUCACUCGCGCUGUCUAGUUGUUGUCACGCUCUACUUUUGCUGGGGAAGUUUCAACACGACAACGGAGGAAUAGGACAAAGAGGAAAAUGAGGCAGCAGCUGAGUCUAACACAAAGUCUGAAUGCAUCAUCCUAACGGACGACAUUUUGGACAAGUCCCUCCAACACAACGGCUGCAUCACAAUCCUAUAAAAACGUCAAAAAGUCAUUUAGACCAGCUUAUAUUUUACUGCAAAUUCCUUACAGACUCAAACCCCGUCUGUGUGUGUGACUGAGACCAUGACCGCAUCCCAAACCUGCUGAGAGCUCCUUGACAAAAGAUGCAACCAGGAGGUCCUCCACCGCCUCCACCACCGCCUCCUCCACCCCCACCCCCCCCUCCACCACCGCCUCCUCCACCCCCACCCCCCCCUCCACCACCUCCACCUCCACCUCCAGCCCUGGGCCUCCCUCCAUCCCUACAUGGCUCGGGCCUCAUUGCCAAGGGAGCGCGCCGGCGCUCAACGAUGCGCAAUUUCAACUGGGAAACCCUUCCUCAACACAGUGUGAUAGGAAAGCACAACAUCUGGACAGCGGAUAAGACUGAUGGGGAAUACGAACUGGACACUGAUCACAUGGAGGAGCUGUUCAGCAACAAGCAGGGCCAGCAACAACUCAAGGCCCUGAACCGCCAGAGUCUGAGGGGCCUGCCAACUGCUGCCUCAGGAGGGGUAAUGGUUUCCAUCCUCAGCUCCAAGAGAAGCAUGAACAUGGGAAUUUUCCUGAAGCAAUUCAAGCGGCCUGUAAAAGUCAUGAUUGACGAAAUUAAAUCAGGAAGUAGUCUCAGUUUUGGUUCUGGGAAACUGAAGGAGCUGUGCAAGCUGCUGCCAGAUGAAGAAGAGGAGAAGCAGCUGGUCAGUUUUAAGGGCGACCACUUUUCUCUCCCAGAAGCAGAUCUGUUCAUGCUAAUGCUGGUCAAGAUUCCCAGCUAUGGAGAGCGUCUCAGCAGUUUGGUGCUCAAAGAGGAAUUUUUCCCCCUCAUGCAUGAAAUGAAAGAAUCCAUAUGCACUCUGACAGCAGCUGGAAAGGAGCUGUUGGAGUCUGAUCAUCUCCAUUCUGUCAUCCGCCUGGUACUGAAGACCGGAAAUUACAUGAAUGCUGGUGGCUAUGCAGGCAGUGCAGUUGGCUUCCGAAUGGCUUCUCUGUUGAAGUUAGUGGACACCAAAGCAAACAAACCCGGAAUGAAUCUUAUGCAUUAUGUCGUGAUGCAAGCUCAGAAGGCAGAUGUGGAGCUGCUUAACUUUACAGACCAACUCAAACACAUUGAAGCUGCAGCAAGAAUGAAUAAAGGGGAAAUUGAAGCAGAGUUUGAAAAGCAGGUGAAGAAGGUCCAAAAUGCCAAAGCAGACACCUUGAAGCAAGAAGACUUAAAGGCACAGAUGUAUGAUUUUUUAAAGGAGGCCGAGGUCUGCUUGUCAGAAAUAGAAAUUGAUCUUCAGCAAUUGCAGUCAGUGAGUGACUCUGUGGCGGAGUACUUCUGUGAAUCCCCAAACAAGUUCAAACUGGAGGAGUGCUGCUCCAUUUUCAACUCCUUUUGUGAGAAAUUUAUGCGAGCCAUGCAGGAAAACAAGGCUCGAGAGGUGGCAGAGGUGCAGCGGAGACACAAAGACAGGUUGCAGAAUGUUACCAAGCGCAGGUCCACAGCUACCUGCUCCAGUAGAGACAAGGAAAUGGAUGAAGUUGCAUUGCAAUCCGUACUACAGAACUUCCUUACCAAACGUGUCUCUCGGAGGAGACCGGGAUGGUCCUCAUCCACUCAUGGAAGCCCCACGAGUGGCAGCCCCAACAAUGGGAGUCUAUCAGAAAUAACCUCUCAGGCAAACCUCCCCACUGGAAAUCAAAAAAAAGAAGGCUCUUUUAGAGCUGAGGACAUGGGCAGAAAAGAGUGGAAUUCAGCAGCUGAACUCACGGAGAACUCUUCACAAAAGAAAGCCCAGCCUAAUAGCGAGGACAACAAGGCAAAAGGUGUUAUUCCUCAUGAAGAGGUGGUGAAAACUUCCAGAAAAGAGGACUCUAGAGAUUCUGCACACCCAGCCCAUAGGUCCACCAGCAUUUUCGCCUCAGGCAGAUCUUUCUCAGUCAUCAUUGAUGGGAGUGAGGAGGAUCUACAGGAUAAUAAUGAAGAGGAGGCCCAAAAGUUGCGCGAAGCAUCUAAAAAGGUUUUGCACUUUCAGAACAGCCGUGGCAGUGUCUCAUCCGGGGAUUAUUCUCUGGAGAAUCAGAAAUCUCCUGGUCCAGUUAGCACUUUGCCUCGUCAACGCACCUUCGAUGAGGACACGGAGAGGUAUCCUGGAGACCCAACCAAUCAGGAUUUAGUUCGAUUUUUGCUCGAUCCUCAAUCCACCUCAAAACUUAACCUUGUCCGACGCCAUACUCUUUCUACCGUAGUCCCUAAAACUGAGGAAGAGGAAGAUAAUCUGUGCGCUAAAACCCCAAUCAGAACUCCUAAUUCUGCGGCGAGAGAAAAAGGGACACUGCCAACAGAGGGUGUGGGACAAAAUCCCUCAGAACUAGUGUUUGACUUUACUGACGUAUCUCACAACAUUGAAAAAUCUGGUGCUCCAGACCAGAAUUCUCCAUCAGCAGAGAAGAAAAGCAAGCCAAAUGUUUCUGUAACCCAUGUUCCAGAUGAAGGUCUUGUGGAUCAAAAGGAAGUGGGCAAAUCACUGGAGCCCACAGGAAACCAUGUGCAGAGGAAUAGUGAAAGUGUUCCCCCCAAGAGUACAUGGAUUAAGACUGAAAACACUGGGCUAUUUUUUAGCUUUUUAAAACGCCUUGGAGACAUAGGCAAACAGCAGAUCAGCAAGGAAACUGCCCAUAAGGGCACUGGGUCUGGUGUAUAGGCUUUGAAAGAUAUACAAUUUAAUGUCAGGGAAGCACAUGUGACUGCAGUGUUACUUGUUAUUAACUCAUCAUGGUGAUGAUGUACUGUAGUGUUAUAUUUACUUUGUAAAUUGAUAUUGAGGUCGUUAAGAAAAGGAGAGACGGUUUUAGGAAAGUGGUUGGAGAAGGAAAGGUUGAGGAAAGGCCAUUGUGUAUGUUGUACCACUAGAUGGCAGAAUAUACCAGUAACAUGGUAAACUGUAGCUCAGAAAAUAUGGGUGUUGUUGAUUUCCAGGCGAUCUGUGCAUUGCCUUGUAAACAAAAGAACUGUGGGCCCACACACUGUAAAACGUUUAUCUGAUGCUAAUAUUCCCUCAUCAGUUGGAUACAUUACGUACAACGUGUUUUCUUUGUCUGGAUUAAAAUUGUACAGCCUUGCAGAAUGUAUUGAGAAAGUCAAUGAGUGUGAGAGAAUUCAGACUGUGUAAAAUCCUGGUUUGGUUGCUAUUUUUGAUACUUUGAUAAAAGACUACAUGUGAUGCAUGCUUGUGUUCAAUACUGUUAUUUUUCAGUUUUACAGUGAUGAAUAUCUUUGUUUUCCCACUCUUUUGUUGUCACAGAAUCACAUCAAAAAUGCAGACGGUUGAGAAUGCUUUCAGGGUCUUGCUCAAUUCAGCCAUUGUUUUGAGCUUAAAUGGGUCAGUGUUACUAAAGGCAUCCUGUAUCUGAGCAGAGCUGACCCACAGACUCUCAGUGUCAAAGUGAAAGGUGCUGAUCUCAAAUUAUCUUGAGAAGAGAUUACUUUGCUUGAAGGGCCAACACCUGCUGGCCGUGUAUGAUGGAAGGGAAACCGGCCUCCCCGCAUUUACCCGUGGACACUGCACCAGGAAAAGGCCCCAGUGUCUCCACUAGCUAGGAUCAGAUACAAGGGGUCAGUGAGGCCACAGCUUGUGCCAAUAGGAUCUAGGAUUUCAAAAUAUAAAGUUCAACUACUGGCAUCUCUUAGCAGUUGACACCAGGGUUACAAUAUUAAGCUUUUUAGGAUUAUGUCCAGCUGUCUGACUGAAGUGUAACAGUGACCUAUUUAGUUUUGUUCUAAUGUAAACACCACCUGGAGUGAUCUGAAUGCUUUCUAUAUUUUUCUUGCCAUUGAAUAUUUAUAGGACUAAGAUGGAUAGCUAUCAAAAUCACAGAGAAACAAAUAAGUGUUGUCACUGAAUCAUGAGUUGUCAAAUUGGUCUUUGUAACUGUAACUGUCAAAUCAAAGAGUUGUAAAUAAAUAUGUAUGAAUACCAUAGACGUUAUAAAAUGAUGAAUACCCAUUUUUAGUAUAUAAGAGAAUCAGGUAAGGUAAAGGGUCAAGGUAACUACUCUCCAACUAAGAGUAUUUAUAUCUUUAUUUUACAUGUUUUUAUUCACAAAUAGAAACAACAUAUUCAUACAGCUCUACAAUGUUUGUGUGAUAACGCAGCAUACUAAAAAUGAAAAGCUCCCCAGCCAUAAUAAUGAUUAUUUGUAUUGUUACAUCAUUUGUUAGAAAUGUGAUACGUCUGCUGUAACACGCUGUCUAUGAUUUGAUUGUAUUAUGUUUUCUGGUUUCUAUUACCAGGACCUGGCAGCUAUCAGUUGCUACAGGCAACCAUGGUUAUUUUUUCAAUAAGGGAUAACCUAUUAAAGAAUAAUCAGCCUUAGCAAAUUUGA
Messenger RNA from Sander lucioperca (pikeperch), 4674 nucleotides. RefSeq names its product FH2 domain-containing protein 1-like. The record is from RefSeq and is a predicted model, not a curated record. NCBI's taxonomy places the organism in Eukaryota, Metazoa, Chordata, Actinopteri, Perciformes, Percidae. Bases 432 to 2993 code for a protein of 853 amino acids. The transcript has 12 exons.